AUGGAGCCUCCUUUUCCACCUCCACCGACCACCACCAACGACACAUCCUCCACCGCCACCACCCCAACCCAAUCACAACCACACGUUGCUACUCAUGAUCCAGCCCUCUACUCUAACAUUCCUCCUUAUUAUCCAACUCCUCAGUAUCCCUUUUGGAUGGUUCAGAAUUAUAAUGGGAGUAAUGAACCGGCGGGUCCGAUGAUCCAUGCAGGGAACGGGUUACAAGGAAUGUUGUGUUCAACGCAACCAUUACUUGUCCCGUUCACGGAUCAUGAUCAAAAAAGGUACACGGAUGCUUAUAUGACUAAGGUGGCCAGGAUUAAUCGAAAGCUGGCUCGACAGAGAAGCCUUAGCUUGAAUAGAAGCGUUUCAAGUAGUGUGCCAAAUAAUUCAAUCCAAGUUCAAACAAGGAGAGAUGGUCGUCACGAGGUGCAAAACGGCACCGUUUGUGUCAGUAGAGAUCUAUACAAUUUCUACACCCCAGAUAACAAGAGGCUGAGAGAGUUGUUGAAGAAGGAGCUAAAGAAUAGUGAUGUUGGGUCUCUUGGAAGGAUUGUGCUUCCAAAGAGGGAGGCACAGGAGAAUCUCCCAAACCUCACAGAUAAGGAAGGAAUGCAAAUCGUGAUGAGAGAUGUAUAUUCCUACAAACAUUGGAGCUUCAAGUACAAGUUCUGGUCAAACAACAAGAGCAGAAUGUACGUUCUUGAAAAUACAGUAGAUUUUGUUAAACAAAAUGGGCUGGAGAUUGGAGACUCCCUCACUAUCUACGAGGAUGAAAGCAAAAACCUCUACUUCUCCAUCAAGAAAGCAAAAACACAAGUGGAUGAUGAGUCCUCAUGCAAUGAAAACAAGGACAACCACCACCACCAUCAUCUCUAUAUGUACCAAGCUAACAGAGAUCAGGAGGAAGAGGCAUCAUUAGCAAUACUGAUAGAACAACUCAAGCAUAAAGAACAGCAAGAAGAAGCAAAUACCCUCAUGAGUCUGUCCAUCGACGGUGGUACUGGUUCCUCAUCACGUGGAAAAAUGAGGGUCGUAGAUGAUGAUCACCAUGCCAGCUUUAAUGACUACUACUACACAGGAACUCUCGGUGUCCUCCCUGAUCCUGCUAAUCACUAUAAUUAUAAGAUCACGAUCGAUGAUGUUAAUGGGAAACAGGAAUGGUAG
This is a messenger RNA of Tripterygium wilfordii, 1167 nucleotides long. RefSeq names its product B3 domain-containing transcription factor LEC2. The record is from RefSeq and is a predicted model, not a curated record. The transcript has 6 exons. NCBI's taxonomy places the organism in Eukaryota, Viridiplantae, Streptophyta, Magnoliopsida, Celastrales, Celastraceae. Bases 1 to 1167 code for a protein of 388 amino acids. Gene Ontology annotation, molecular function: DNA binding; DNA-binding transcription factor activity.